This is a messenger RNA of Sciurus carolinensis (gray squirrel), 780 nucleotides long. RefSeq names its product 60S ribosomal protein L29-like. Gene Ontology annotation, molecular function: structural constituent of ribosome. Lineage: Eukaryota; Metazoa; Chordata; Mammalia; Rodentia; Sciuridae. The record is from RefSeq and is a predicted model, not a curated record. Gene Ontology annotation, cellular component: ribosome; cytosolic large ribosomal subunit. Gene Ontology annotation, biological process: cytoplasmic translation.
AUGGUGGCGGAUCUCUCGGCCGCGCGUUGCGGGGGAACGCGGGCGCUCGCCCGGCCCGCCUCGGAGCAGUCGAGCGGCCUCCGCGGGCCAGAGCGGCCUGGCGCGGCCGUGUGCGCCCCCUGGCGCGGGAGGAGCGCCCAGCGAGACCGGCGGCGGCAGCCCGCAGGCCCACUUCCGCGGAGGCUGUGGGCGGCCGCCCGGCCGGCGCGGAAGGUCGGGGCCGCGGGACUCGGGCACGCAGGCCUGGCCGCAGUAGCAGGCCCACUGGCUUAUGGUGCAGAUGUGGUUAAAUCCAAGAAUCACACCACCAACCAAUCCUGAAAAUGGCACAGAAAUGGCAUCAAGAAACCCCAAUCAAAAAGACAUGAAUCUCUUAAUCGGGUAGACUCCAAAUUCCUGAGAAAUAUGCAUUUUGCCAAGAAGCACAACAAGAAGGGCCUGAAAAAGACACAGGUAAACAAGGCCAAGGCCAUGAGUGCACAGCCUGAGGCUGUCAAGGCCCUGGUAAAGCCUGAGAAGGUGAAGCCCAAGAUGCCAAAGGGUGCCAGCCACAAGCUUGAUUCCCUUGCCUUGCUUGCCCACCCUAAGCAUGGGAAGCAUGCUAAUGCCUACCUGCUCAGGGAGUACAGGCUCUGCUGGCCAAAGGCCCAAGCCCAAGCCAAGACCCAGGCUGCAACUCCAGCUCCAGUAUCGGCUCCGGCUCCUACUCCCGCUCCAAAGGGUGCUCAGGUUCCCACAGAGGCUCCACAAUGGUUCAUUCUUCUGUUGAUGGACAUCUGA